Polychytrium aggregatum is the source of this 279-nucleotide messenger RNA. RefSeq lists its product as uncharacterized. The transcript has a single exon. Bases 4 to 249 code for a protein of 81 amino acids. The record is from RefSeq and is a predicted model, not a curated record. Lineage: Eukaryota; Fungi; Chytridiomycota; Chytridiomycetes; Polychytriales.
CUCAUGAUUGCUGCAGCGAGAACAGAGACGCUCCUGUUUGUUUGGCACUGGCUGUCAUAUGGCAAGAGAGUAUCCGGUAUGAGACUGCCCAGCGCGAGAGCAAAGGCCGUCGAACAUUCCGUGGCCCUGGGUCGGACAUGUCCUUGGUUCCGACACAACCCGUCAUGGCCUGUUUGUGCGCUUGUCUGCACACAUGGAAGCGCGCCAUCAAGCAAGGCCGCACUCCACGAAGCCGAUGCGCUGCGAUAGCGCCGGAGCCAUGUGAGCAAUCAGCUGGCU